CGUAGCGUUUCCGGCCAGCUCAGCGCGUCGGCUCCUGUGGUGUUGUCAGCUCUGCAGCCCGUCAGACAGACGCUGCUCGCCUGCUUCCCCUGGUGCGUUUGCUGGGCUGCGGCAGACAAACGGCGACGCCUCGCAGAGAUGGUGCUGCUGACGAUGAUCGCUCGGCUGGCGGACGGACUGCCGCUGGCCGCCUCGAUGCAGGAGGACGAGCAGGGAAGUGAAAAGUUGGGUCGAGAUCUUCAACAAUAUCAGAGUCAAGCUAAGCAGCUCUUCAGGAAACUCAAUGAGCAGAGUCCCACACGCUGCACUUUAGAAGCUGGUUCAAUGGCAUUUCAUUAUUUUAUAGAGAAGGGCGUGUGCUACCUCGUGCUGUCUGAAGCCAGCUUUCCCAAGAAGCUAGCCUUCGCUUACCUAGAAGACUUGCAGGCAGAGUUUCACGAGCAGCACGGAAAGAAGGUUCCCACGGUGUCCCGCCCCUACUCCUUCAUCGAAUUCGACACAUACAUUCAGAAAACCAAGAAGUCGUACAUUGACAGCCGAGCGAGAAGGAACCUGGGCAGCAUCAACACGGAGCUGCAGGACGUUCAGAGGAUCAUGGUGGCGAACAUAGAGGAGGUGCUGCAGAGAGGAGAAGCUCUGUCUGCACUCGACUCCAAGGCCAGCAACUUGUCCAGCCUGUCGAAGAAGUACAGGAGCGACGCCAAGUAUCUGAACACCCGCUCCACCUAUGCCAAACUGGCAGCCGGCGGCGUCUUUUUCAUCAUGCUCAUUGUCUAUGUACGCUUCUGGUGGCUCUGAGAGACGAAAGAGAAGGAGGAGGAGGAGGAAGGAGGUGUUGAAGUGGAGAAUGAGCUGCGAGGAGUCUGCAGACCUCAAAGUAAAAAAAAAAAAAAAGCUUAAAACAGGAUCCCUGCUCUUAAUAAGACUUUUACAGACAAACCACCGCCCAUUUCUGUUCUCGCCUGUCCAUGGAUGUGUGAUCUGAACAUAAAUGAUGUCAUAAUACAUAGUUUUAUUAUUAACAGUUAAUGCUCUCGUAGUCGCCCUGGAUCGGAGAGGGAAUGAGUGACUGUGUGGGUGUGUGUGUUGAUUGUUUUUUUUUUUUCCCUGAAGUUGAUUUGUGUGCGAGUGUGGAGGGGAAAAUGUAAGAGAAGAAAAUGUCCUGUUUUGUGAGUUUCCAAAGCUGUACUGUACUGUAACAGGAGUGGCUGAUUCAAUCUUGUACACGUCUAAUAAUACAGAAAAGAGAAAAAAAAAAUCACAACAUUUUAUUUAUCCUGACCACAUUACAUGGAAAAUACUUUUCAUUUAACAUAAUAAUCAUAAUAGUGAUGGACAACAUUCAGUAUCGACUGCACAUAUUUACAAAACACGGCAUUAAGCUUCAGUAGGACUUCAGAUAGGCUUAGUAACAGUAAGGAAUUUAAGUAGACUUUUUUAAAUACUGUAUGGAAGCCUUGCAAAUGUUACUCCACCUGCAGAUUUCUUUGCCAUUAUGGGACGUCAGUGACCCUAAAAGUGACUAACUAUUGAGAGGGACAGCAGUGACAGCAUCCCACACUCAUAUAUCCGCCUUUCCUUGCAGGUUAAUCAUUUUCUAUAAGAAUAAACAGUAGUUGCAUGUCAGUUUAGUGUCCACAAGUUGGUCCCGAAGGUGCUCGUCAUACACAAAGGACAGCAAACGCUCACUUUUUUUUCUUGUCUUUUUCACAUCGUAGGCAACUAAGGAAGAGGUUUAAUAAUCUCAAUUCUGAAAAACACAAAUCUAGAUAAUUAUAAGGUGUAAUAAUAGUUAUAAAAUGUUAUUUCUCUCAUCAGUUCUCCACUUUAAGCCUGGUCAUAUAGAGUUGGACUGUGUGAUAAUUCAAGUUUAAAUGUCUGUUUUCAAUGAGAGUAGUUGGAAUAAUCCCUAAAUGACCUCUGGAGAGCAUUUUGGUGAAAAUGAUCCAAUAAUAUUAAAGUUUAUUUUUUUCAUUUACAGGAUCUCAAAUUCUUAAAGCCUCUUUUAGUUGAUAAUGAGCUGUUAGAAGUGAGCAGAAACAUAGAAUUUAAACCUAAUAAACCUUUGUACAGUCCUUAACCUGCCCUGCAUCCACACUUUCUGGAAACGUCCCCCGUGGCGGCAUCUUUCUGCAAGCAGGCAUUUAUAAAAAAAAAAAAGUCUGGUUGGAUCCUUUUCCUCUGGAGUUUACACAAGUGCAGGCUGGAUUCAGUCCAUUCAGGCUGAGAGUCUUAGGUGUUGAUCGGUAGCCGCUAUCUGCUCUCAGCUGGAAAAGGACGCCGCCUCUUUAUUUUCUGUUCUGUCUGCUUUCUAUGAAUAAAAUUAUUUGCACAAAACUCCA
This is a messenger RNA of Acanthochromis polyacanthus (spiny chromis), 2342 nucleotides long. RefSeq names its product SEC22 homolog B, vesicle trafficking protein b (gene sec22bb). Gene Ontology annotation, cellular component: endoplasmic reticulum-Golgi intermediate compartment; SNARE complex; ER to Golgi transport vesicle membrane. Gene Ontology annotation, biological process: retrograde vesicle-mediated transport, Golgi to endoplasmic reticulum; vesicle fusion with Golgi apparatus; endoplasmic reticulum to Golgi vesicle-mediated transport. NCBI's taxonomy places the organism in Eukaryota, Metazoa, Chordata, Actinopteri, Pomacentridae. The record is from RefSeq and is a predicted model, not a curated record. The transcript is spliced from 6 exons. Gene Ontology annotation, molecular function: SNAP receptor activity. The coding region runs from base 139 to 798 and encodes 219 amino acids.